UACAACAUCCUUCCUCUACUUUCCCCAAGCACUCGGCUACGUCCCACUUUCUCCGGAAAAUUUUCCCUUAAAUAAAACUAAAAACAAGAAAUCAGACAUUUCGAAUUUUCGAAAAAUCAGGAAUCUCUGCGUGCAGUUUCUCCCCCCACUUCUCUACUCGUUCCUAGCACUCUCCGUAGUUCUCACUUUUAUUUAUCGCAACAGAAAUUCAUCCACUCCUGACCUCGUUUCCCUCCUAAAACAAAGAGGCACAUAUUAUUUUGUCCUCUCUUUCAAAGCAGCAUGUCACCUGUAUUGUGCAACAUACAUAAAAUUGGACAUGUUAUAUGAGAGGAAGAAAAUUGCAAAAUUCUAUGCAAAUUUUUUCGCCCUCCUGAAAGACGUUAGGUGUCAAAAUAACCGAUAUUUUUCCCGUUUUGUAGCCGAGUUUGUUAUCUUUAUUUGCACAAUUACCUUCUGGACUCUCGAAAUGUUUUACUACAUGAGAACUUCUAUAAGAGCUACCCCUCAAUACGCAUAUCUCGUCGGGGUGCCAGCAACGCUGGGAUAUUUUCACUCCACUUUUACAUUUCUGCAAGCAUUCUUCCUUAUUUGGUAUUUGGAAGUGUUAAAACUCAUACAAACCCGAAUCCAGGUUCAAUUUGAAUUAAGGGAGAUUAAAAAACCCUGCCUAAAUUUUCCUGGCAUUAAUGACUUGCAAAAUUUACGCGAAGAGAAACCAUAUUUGGACCUUUAUUUUAAGGAAGAAGACACAAAAUCGGAGAUGGUUGCACAAGCGCAAGAUUUACAGAGUUUGCUGCUCCUGUACAACAAGGUUCGAUUACAAGGGAAAGAAUUUAGCAAGCUGUUCGGCUGCUGGAUAACCCUGGACAUUGGACAUAGCGUAUUAAGGAUAAUCUUUUCUGCGUACUUUAUUGCGUCGAUUAUUUCAAAAAGGGAUCCAUCUUUUUCGCAAAUUGUUCAGAAUUUCUUAACCGUGCUUGUGUACUCUUACUUGUUGUACAUGGUGGCUAAACGGGGGUCUCAGAUAGACGAGGAAAGUCGGGAAGUUGCAAAGGAUUUGGAAUAUUUACUGGAAAUGGAAAAAUUUCAUAUUCCACGGGAUAGAAACUUACAAUUAGAAAGGAUUCAGAUAACGACGAAAUUCAUGAAUUUGGAUUUACGAAUUCUCACACCGAUUCUCGCCACCAUCACAACUAAUUUAUUGGUUCUUAUACAAUUUCAUAGCAGUAGUGCUCGCAGCUGCCCAAAUGGGACAGAUUAAGAAAUGUGGAAAUUUGAUACUUGUGCUUGUGUUUAUUGUGUACUUGACAAGUGUCUUAUUUUAGCAAUUCAUUCGUUUCAUAAAUGUAAUAGAUAAAUAAAUGU
Folsomia candida is the source of this 1368-nucleotide messenger RNA. RefSeq lists its product as uncharacterized. The coding region runs from base 320 to 1264 and encodes 314 amino acids. The record is from RefSeq and is a predicted model, not a curated record. Gene Ontology annotation, biological process: sensory perception of taste. Gene Ontology annotation, cellular component: membrane. The transcript has 3 exons. NCBI's taxonomy places the organism in Eukaryota, Metazoa, Arthropoda, Collembola, Entomobryomorpha, Isotomidae.